This is a messenger RNA of Mya arenaria, 4431 nucleotides long. RefSeq lists its product as uncharacterized. The transcript has 5 exons. The record is from RefSeq and is a predicted model, not a curated record. NCBI's taxonomy places the organism in Eukaryota, Metazoa, Mollusca, Bivalvia, Myida, Myidae. Gene Ontology annotation, molecular function: protein binding. Bases 164 to 3913 code for a protein of 1249 amino acids.
UCCGAUGUAAUUUAGAAAUAAUUGCAUUUAAAGUCAAGACCUGAAUCUAACAUUGUAUUAAAUUAAAAUUAUUGAACUAAUUCAUAUAAAGGGAGAGGAAUCAUGUGACUUAUAAGGAUUCUCACAUGGGUCACCAAUUUACAACCGAUGUCAACAAACAACAAUGAACAGCAAUCCGGAGGUUCAACGUGUGAUGUCUCUAAGACUGUCCAGGGUUCUUGGGGACAUCGGUAUUACUAGACAGAUGGUAAACAUGAGGAGAAACAUUUGUCUUUUCAACGAAAAAGCGAUGGCAGUCGAUGCACGUGGCUUUGGACGGAAUUGGACCUGUUAUCACGUUGGAAGCCAAACUGAAGGCACAACAACUCUUGGAAUGGAGUCAGAUAUGGAUGUUCUAUCGUCCCCCGAUGACAGUCCUGUUCUGCUCGACUGGUCAGAAUGGCAGCCUAGUCCACAGUGCAGUCUCCUGGUUCUUCAAGAUGGGAGUUCUCCACCCCAACAUUGCAAUUUGCUCCUUCUGAGGCGUGAGCUUCCAAUGCCAGCAACACUGGGUAUGAUACCUAAAGACAUUAACGUGGAGGUGGAUAUGGAAGGCAGGAUACCACGGCCUGGACACUGGCCAACACCAGAUAUACUGGAACAGUCAAAACAUACUGGAACAUUUCUGGUGCCACAGGGACAUGCUGAAAGUUGUCAUCCCCAGCUGGAAUGGAGAUUCUCAACUUCUCUUAUUGAAAGACUGCUUAUGUCUAACCUCAACAUGACCAAAGUUAAGGCAUAUAUAUUCUUGAAAAUACUGAGAAUGACUUAUUUCAAGCCUGUUGUUGGUGACCGGCUAAGCAUAUUUCACAUAAAGACAGCUCUGUUGUUCACCAUAGAGAGCUACCCUCCUGAGCUUUGGCAGGAAGACAAUCUGCUACAUUGUAUCAUCUUCUGUCUAACCACACUUAAACGCUGGUACAGAAUGCACUAUUGUCCACAUUACACCAUAUCUGGGGUGGAUUUAUUUGUAGGAAAACUUCGAAGGUUCGAACUGCCACAAGUCUCAGCGAUGUUAUCAGACAUGAUAGAAAAUAUCACGGUUUAUGUGGUGCAUAUAGAAAUGGACGAGCUGGGUAGAAGAAUGUUGAAGCUAAUUGGUGCCACAAAUACACACAUAAAGACCACAAGGUGUGAGAACAUAUUGGCCACAUAUGAGGAGGCAGCAACGAUUUUGGAUCAAACUGAGGCUCUGCUGCAUCCAGAUGUAUGGUAUUUCAAUAAGAGUCGCAGAAACGCACAGGCGCCUUCAAAAACUGUUCUGAGAAGGUUUCUUGACCAGCCAGUGUCAGAAAUUAUCAGAACAUCAGUAGCAUUUAGUGUCUCUUUCCACAAACGAGAGGUACACUGUGUGCCUAAGCAUCUGGUGUUUGAAAUGCACAGAACCAUCAACCAAGAAGACAAACAACACAGAAUCCUAAUUGAUGGAUGGAUGGAUAACGUCAUCUCUGAUUCCGUCCCCUUCCUCUACUACCUGCAGUACCUUGCAUAUAGAAAACUUGGAUAUCAGGAUAAGAAACUAACAGCAAUGUGGAAACUUCGACACUACAUAAACCAUGAUAAUAAAGGAUACGGUCACCCAGACACAGCAGCCAAUAUGCUGGGCCACUGCUGUGAAAUGGAGAACAGGCUGGACCUGGCCUGGCAGUGCUAUUCUGUGUCACUAAAGAAUUUUCCAUAUAACAAUGCUGCCAAAUGGCACAUGAUGAUACUUCUAUACCAAGCCCAUGCAGGCAUAAGAAAAAUGGCCCACCAUCCAGAGUACGAACGUGUCAUGUCCUUGAGACUGUCCAGGGUGCUCUCAGACAUCGGGGUUACUAGACAGAUGGUCACCCGGAGAAGGAACUCUUGGCUGGCGUUUGAGAAAAUAAAAACAGUCUCAGAAAGUAUCCCAAAUAGAAACAGAACCUUUUACACCUUUGGAAGCCAAAGUGAAGGCACAACAACUCUUGGAAUGGAGUCAGAUGUGGACUGUCUACGUUCAUUAAAUGACAGUCCUGUAUUUUUAGACUUGUCAGAAUGGCAGCCUUCUCCAAAUUACAGUUUGCUGGUUCUACAAGAUGAGAGUUCUCCACCCCAACACUGCAACCUGCAAUUUCUCAGGUCUGAUCUCCCACUGCCAGCAACACUGGGUAUAAUAAAAGACGCUGAUGUUGAGGUGGAUUUGGAUGGCAGGGUGUUGUUAAAAAACACUUUCAUUGACUCAAUUCUUCAAAAGAAAUAUGGGCCUCAUUUUAAAAAACAAGGCCCAUCUAGAAGUACAAUGAAAGAUGUUGAUAGUGUCUAUGCUUAUCACUGUGCAAGACAGCCAAAACAGUGUCAAUUUCUUUUUCACAGACCACGGCCUGGACACUGGCCCACACCAGAUUUACUGGAACAAGCAAAACAGACUGGAACAUUCCUGGUGCCACAGGGACAUGCUGAAAGUUGUCAUCCAAAACUGGAAUGGAGAUUCUCAACUUCUCGUAUAGAAAGACUGCUUAUGUUUAACCUCAACUUGACCAAAGUUAAGGCAUAUAUAUUCUUGAAAGUAUUGAGAAAGACUUAUUUCAAGCCUGUUGUAGGUGACCGGCUUAGCACAUUUCACAUAAAGACAGCCCUGUUGUUCACCAUAGAGAGCUACCCCCCUGAGAUUUGGCAGGAAGACAACCUGCUAAAGUGUGUCAUCUUCUGCCUUACCACACUCAAACGCUGGUGCAGGAUGCACUAUUGCCCACAUUAUACAAUCUCUGGGGUGGAUUUGUUUGUUGGAAAACUUAAAAAAUUCGAACUGCCACAAAUUUCAGCCAUGUUAUCAGAUAUGAUAGAAAAUAUCAUGGUUUAUGUGGUCAAUAUAGAAAUGGAUGGGCUUGGUAGAAGAAUGUUGAAGCUAAUUGAUGCAUUUGAUGCCAGAAACACACACAUAACAAGCACAAGGUAUGAGAACACAGUCAAAACAGCACAGAACUGCUGUGAUAAUAUCAUAAGAUUGUCUAUUAUGUUAAGUGACAGUCAUUUUAUAAUUUAUGGUGAAUCUGCUUCUAUCAAGUCAACAAUAGAGAAGACAAUUGUUUCUUUCAAUAAUAUUCUAAUGCAAAAUGACUUGAGCAUAAUUAUGAAAGACUUAGUGAGGGCAAAUUUACUCUUUCUGUUCAAUCAAUUAGCAACAUUCAAAGCUUCUAAGUGUAUAGAAUUACAUCAGCCAGUCACUGCUCACAUUUACAACCUGUACCAAGCAUCUUUGGACUCAGACUUGACAUCAAGCAGACUGAAGUUUGCCUCCAUGUUAUACUGCACUGACCAGUAUGAGGAGGCAGCAGCAGUGUUGGAGCACAUUGAGGCUCUGCUGCAUCCAGAUGUUUGGCAGUUCAGUUUUAGUUAUAGAAGACAACCUAAGCCUUCGAAUAAUUUUCUGAGCAGUCUUCUUGACAGGUCAGUGUCAGAAGUCAUCAGAACAUCAGUAGCAUUUAGUGUUGCUUACAUGCCUCAAGAGGUACACUGUGUGCCUGAGCAUCUGGUGUUUGAGAUGCACAGAACCAUCAACCAAGAAGAUAUUCAACACAGACACCAAUUAUGUGAUAAAUGGAUGGAUUCUGCCGUCACUGACUCCAUCCCGUUCCUCUACUACCUGCAGUACCUCACAUACAGACAACUUGGACACCAGGAUAGGAAACUUACUGCAAUGUGGAAACUUCGACACUACAUAAACCAUGAUAGUGAAGGAUAUGGUCAUAUAGAAACAGCUAUAAAUAUGCUUGGCCACUGCUGUGAACUGGAGAACAGGCUAGACAUGGCCUGGCAGUGCUAUUCAGUGUCUCGGAGGGCCUAUCCACAUAACAAUGCUGCCAACUGGCACAUCAUGAGACUUCUAUACCAAGCCCAAUUCCAGGCAUAAGAAAGAGACAAAAAUGUUUUAUUAUCAAGCCAAAAGUGAACAUUACAUUUUGAAUUUCAUACAAGUUAAUUUGAAAAAAGAAUUCAAGCAUCCUUAGAAAUGUUAUAAGAAAUAUUACCCAUAUUCUUCCAAAUAUUCCAUCAUAAAUCGUAAAGGUACAUAAUAAAUAAACUCAUUUUUUAGCUAUAUAGUUUCAAUAUCUGGGCCAGAGUUUUUUAUAUUUCGUUUUACGGGAGCGCCGUACCUAAUUAUUGCAAAACCCCCAAAAGAAAAAGAUUGAAAUUCCUAAAUUAAUUUUUAUUUUUUCCGCCGCCCGUUUCUUCGAUCUCUGAUAGAAAAUAAAAUUUAGUGUUAUUUAACCUAAUGCUAAUUUCACAACAACAAAAAUUUUCGCGCACAAUUUCCAAGAUGGCGGAAGGCGGCGCUUCUUGUUUAUUGUUUCAACUGAAAUAUGUUUCAUUGUUUUGUGAUAUCACAUGCAUAUUAUAUGCCAUGAUGAAAAUAAAACUUGAAACUUG